GCAUCCCAGUCGCUCGCCGGUGCCUGAGCCUGCCCAUCCUCUCUCUGGGCAUGGCACCCCCGGUUUGUGCUGCUGCAAAACUUUGUGUUCGGCAUGUAGUUGGUGGGAGAACUUCAUUGCACAGAUGGUGCUUCGUGGAUAUGGAAAGACUUAUCCUUGUGAGAGCUUCGAGUGCUGUGUGAAAGGAAGGAUGACUGGGUAGCUAGGAGUAGGCUGUUUAAGACAGAAUGUUAUGUAUUUUUGGAACAGGACACGGGAAGAUCAGUAUUGGCGAUUAUCUGUAAGAGAUAGUAAAGACCUCGUUUAGCCAUUCAUAAUGACACGAGUGCCAGCCCUAAUCCUAAUUUACAGUUAUGUUCUAUGUCGUACAGGUUAAAGACUCUCAUGUAAUGUUUUCUAUGUCAAUUCCAUUUUUCAGUGCCAGCAGAUGGUUGAAACCAUGCCUCACACUGAAGAGGACUGUGUUAAAUCAGGAAACAGAUCAAUAACCUAUUUAUUUUCAUGCUUUUCUAAGUGUUUGAAAUGUAGGGUUCAGUGUGAAGCCUUUCACCUGCAUAACACCAGGUGCCAUGGUGCCUCUGGGGACUUUGAUGUAGUUUGUUCCAUGCUACUGACCCUUCCUUUUCUUAAUUCUGCUUUUUUCUUUUGAGUGGCAGGAGAGGACAAAUCUUAGCUUUUGCAGGCUAGAAAGUGGUAGUUAUUUUCUUAACUAGGAGAAUGUUUUAAGCUUCGUGUGAAUUAAACUUUAGGGUGCAGUGACCUUGCUGCGUGAGUCGUGUGGCAGCGAGGGUGAGCGGUGGCUGUGUGUGCUCAGAGCUGCUCGGCUGCCUGGGCGAUGGUCUGUGUGUUUUGGUGCUUACUGAGUGUGACUGCAGAGCAUCUUGUGCUCUGCCCAGCUGCCCCUGAGUUGUUUGGUUCUGUUUUCCAGAGCCGGAAGAGGCAGAAGGCAGCCGGUGAGGCGGAGAGUGGAGAAUGCUACAGGUCGCCUUUCCGCAAACCCUUGGCUCAGCUGACCAACAGACCCCACUGCCUGGACAGCACUCAGCACGAGGCUUUUAUCCGCAGUAUUUUGUCCAAACCCUUCAAAGUCCCCAUUCCAAAUUAUAAAGGGCCCCUGGGCUUGCGCUCGCUGGGUGUCAAACGAGCAGGACUGAGGGGUCCUCUCCACGACCCAUUUGAGGAAGGAGCUCUGGUUCUGUACGAGCCCCCCGUGCUGAGUGCCCAUGACCAGCUGAAAAUAGACAAGGACAAAGUACCUGUCCAUGUUGUAGUGGAUCCUGUCCUCAGCCGUGUUUUACGACCCCAUCAGAGAGAAGGGGUGAAAUUCCUCUGGGACUGUGUGACGAGCCGGCGGAUCCCUGGGAGUCAUGGCUGUAUCAUGGCAGAUGAAAUGGGGCUGGGCAAAACUCUCCAGUGCAUCACACUCAUGUGGACGCUUCUUCGGCAAAGCCCGGACUGCAAGCCUGAAAUCGAGAAAGCCGUGGUGGUGUCUCCCUCCAGCCUGGUGAGAAACUGGUACAAUGAAGUAGAGAAAUGGCUGGGGGGAAGGAUCCAGCCACUGGCCAUUGACGGAGGCUCCAAGGAAGAGAUUGACCGUAAACUAGCUGGAUUUAUGAACCAGCGUGGCCUGCGAGUGCCUUCACCCAUCCUGAUUAUCUCCUACGAGACCUUCCGACUGCACGCCGAGGUGCUGCAGAAGGGCAGUGUUGGGCUCGUCAUAUGUGAUGAGGGCCAUAGACUGAAGAACUCUGAAAACCAAACUUAUCAGGCUCUCAACAGCUUAAACACACCUCGAAGAGUCCUUAUCUCAGGCACUCCUAUUCAGAAUGACCUGCUGGAGUAUUUCAGCCUGGUGCACUUCGUCAAUUCGGGCAUCCUGGGAACUGCACAGGAAUUUAAAAGACAUUUUGAACUGCCCAUCUUGAAAGGAAGAGAUGCAGAUGCAAGUGAAGCUGAGCGACAAAAGGGAGAAGAGAGGCUUAAAGAGCUGAUCAGUAUUGUGAACAGGUGUUUAAUUCGGAGAACUUCAGACAUCCUGUCCAAAUACUUGCCAGUGAAGAUUGAACAGGUGGUCUGCUGCAGACUGACACCUCUGCAGAUUGAGCUGUACAAGAACUUCCUGAAGCAAGCCAAGCCAGUGGAAGAGCUGAAGGAGGGCAAAAUCAGUGUGUCAUCUCUCUCUUCCAUCACAUCCUUGAAGAAGCUCUGUAAUCAUCCUGCUCUUAUCUAUGAUAAGUGUGUGGAAGAGGAAGAAGGAUUUAUGGGAGCCCUAGGCUUGUUCCCUUCUGGCUAUAGCACCAAAUCUGUGGAGCCCCAGCUUUCAGGAAAGAUGCUGGUUUUGGAUUACAUCCUUGCCGUUACCAAAAGCACCAGUAAUGACAAGGUGGUUUUAGUGUCCAACUACACUCAGACACUGGAUCUAUUUGAAAAGCUCUGCAGGAGCAGAAGGUAUUUGUAUGUCCGGCUGGACGGCACCAUGUCCAUUAAAAAGAGAGCAAAGAUCGUGGAGCGAUUCAACAGCCCCUCGAGCCCUGAGUUCAUCUUCAUGUUAAGCAGCAAAGCAGGUGGCUGUGGUUUGAACCUGAUUGGGGCCAACAGGCUGGUGAUGUUCGACCCUGACUGGAACCCGGCCAACGACGAGCAGGCCAUGGCUCGCGUGUGGCGCGAUGGCCAGAAGAAGAUGUGCUACAUCUACCGACUGCUCUCGACAGGGACCAUAGAGGAGAAGAUAUUCCAGCGCCAGACCCACAAGAAAGCCCUGAGCAGCUGUGUGGUGGAUGAAGAGCAGGAUGUAGAAAGGCAUUUCUCACUUGGGGAGCUGAAGGAGCUCUUCACGUUGAAUGAGACCACCACCAGUGACACCCAUGACAAGAUCAAGUGUCGGCGCUGUGUGAACGGGCACCAGGUGCGGCCCCCUCCCGACGGUUCCGAUUGCACCUCGGACCUGUCCCAGUGGCAGCACUGCGCGGACAAGCGGGGCCUGCAGGACUCUGUGCUGAAGGCUGCCUGGGACGCUGCUGUCACCUUCACUUUCCAUCAUCACUCCCACGAGGAGCAGCGAGGGAUUCCCUAACAGGUUACUGUCCCCUGUGGGGGCAAGGGCAGGCUCUGUGGCAGCCUGCCCCACUUUGAUCCCUUUCAAAGAAAGGGGUAGUGGGCAGCUCUGCAUGCUGGACUGUUGUGUGGCUCUGGAGUGGCUGGAAGGCCCUUGGCAGUGUUCAGUCUGCUGCAGCAGCAAGGAGUCCAUGGCUUUUUCUCUGCUGUUGUAUUGUGUGCCUGAAAAACAACCCCUUGGGAACUGGGAAAAACGGGACCUUGCAUGUUUGAUCAGAUUUAGCACUGGUUCUCUUGCCUUUCGUAUCUGUGCCUUCUACUCAGACAGCUUUUUGUCUUCAGGUUUAAGUUGAGCCAGGAGUUUUAUAGCACUUGAUGUGUAGUCAGGUUUUUUUCUUUGACAGCUCUGGCUUACAGCUGCUGAUCAAAACGUGCAGGAUCCAUUUUUGCUGUGAAAUACGAAUCUUGCUAAUUAUUUGGAAACAACAGGAUUUUGUACAGGGGGAAAAAAUUUUAGCUCGUUUGUUGGAACAUCUGGCCUUAAAGAUCAUGCAAGCAGUAGGAAAAUCAGGCUCUAUCCCAGUAAUUCCAUUUCUAAAACUACUUGCUUUGUUAUGGGCAGGAUCCCCUGAUCUAGCAGUGUUUUACACAUUACAUGACAGUAAUAAAAUUCACUUUGCUACA
Messenger RNA from Sturnus vulgaris (Common starling), 3738 nucleotides. It is a transcript of the gene RAD54L, whose product is annotated as RAD54 like. Gene Ontology annotation, cellular component: nucleus. Gene Ontology annotation, molecular function: DNA translocase activity; ATP binding. The record is from RefSeq and is a predicted model, not a curated record. Gene Ontology annotation, biological process: double-strand break repair via synthesis-dependent strand annealing; reciprocal meiotic recombination. Lineage: Eukaryota; Metazoa; Chordata; Aves; Passeriformes; Sturnidae.